AUGGGUACACCAAGAAGAAGAUUAGGACAACAAAAUAACAACAAUAAUAAUAAUAGUCCCUUUGCAUUAAGUUCUUCUAAUAUAUUUGGUUCGAACAAUGAGAUAUUUGGAAGCAAUUUCAUGCAUACUCCUAUGUCGAGUAGGAGAACAAAGAACAGUAAAAGUUUUUUAAAUAGUAUGUUGAAUGAAUCAAGAUAUUUAAAUCAGAGUAAUGCUGGUUCACAAUUUAUAAAAUAUGGACAUACUCCUUUAGCUAUUAGAAGAAUAAAAUGCGCAAGAGCUGAUAUUGGAGAUGUUGGUAGAGAAGCUUUUAUGGAGGAUGUUGAAUCGGGUCGUUUACCUCAUUUUAUUGAUAGUAAUUUAGAACAAAUAAAAGAAUUAUUUAAUCAAUUUUUUGAUGAAUUUAAUAUAACAAAUUAUAGUGAUGUUUUAGAUUUUACGGAUGAAGAUCGUAGUAUAAGUGAAUAUAUUUUAUUACAUCGUGAUAAUUUAAAAGUAUAUUUAGCUUAUUAUGGUUGGAAGAUGAUAAAAUUUAUUGAAACAGGAAGGCAAAAUGAAUGUCGAUUAAAUAAUACUAAUUAUGAAGAUGACGAUGAAAAUAAUGAGAAUUCUGAAGGCAUACGAAACUUAGAACAUAUUAAAUCAUUUGAAAUUGAUUUGACACAUAUAUUUUUUUUUAAUAAAAAAUUAUAUAAGUUAAUUAUUGAAUAUCCAUCCGAUUGUAUAAGUGAAAUUGAUAAAAUUAUUAGUACAAAAUAUAAUUCUCUUUUAGCUUUAGUUUUAGAAGGAGAUACAAGAUCAAGUUCAUCUGAUAAAUAUCCAUUAAGUAGUACUAAGCAAGAUUAUUGUAGAGUUCGAUUUUUUAAUAAGAAACAUAAAGAUACCCCUCGAAAAUUAGGACCCAAUCAAAUUGAAACCUUAGUUUGUGUUAAAGGUGUUAUUAUUAGAUGUUCUAAUAUUAUUCCAGAAAUGACCAUGGCAGCUUUCAAAUGUACAUCUAAAAAAAGAAUCGGUGUUAAUAAUUAUGAAAAGUGUAAUGAAGAAGUUUAUGAACAUGUCAUACAAGGAGAAGUACAAGAACCCGUCACUUGCUCUAAUUGUAAUAAUAAGAACACUUUUGAACUAUGGCAUAAUAAUUGUUGCUUUUCAUCAAAACAAUUAAUUAAAUUAAGUGAAGUUACAGAACAUUUAAAACAAGGAGAAACACCACAAUCAAUUUCUAUUUAUGCAUAUGAUGAUUUAAUAGAUUAUACUAAACCUGGAGAUACAGUUGAACUAACAGGUAUAUUAAAAGCUUCACCUGUAAGAUUAAAUCCAAGAUCUAGAUGUUAUAAUAGUGUACAUAGAACAUACAUAAAUGUUAUUCAUAUAAAAAAAGAAAAUAAACAAAAAAUGAAAUUAACUGAACAAAAUGAUACUGCUAAUAUUAUAUUAAAAAGAAAUGAAGAUGGUACAGUAGAGGAAAAUUUUGAAAAAUUAAAUGAACAAGGAAAUUUAUUAUUUACAACUGAAGUUAUUCAAAAAAUGGAACAAUUAAGUAAAGAUCCAAAUAUAUAUAAAAGAUUAGUAGAUUCAAUUGCUCCAUCAAUUUAUGGAAGAGAUGAUAUUAAGAAAGGUCUCUUAUGUCAAUUAUUUGGUGGUAGUAAAAUAACAGAUAAAUAUAAUAAUAAAUAUAGAUCUGAAAUACAUAUCUUAUUAUGUGGUGAUCCAUCUACAGCUAAAUCACAACUUUUACACUAUGUUCAUAAAUUAUCACCAAGAGGUAUAUAUACAAGUGGAAAAGGUAGUAGUAGUGUUGGUCUUACAGCAUUCAUUUCAAAGGAUUCAGAAACAAAAGAAUAUAUUUUAGAAUCAGGAGCAGUCGUAUUAUCAGAUAAAGGUAUUUGCUGUAUUGAUGAAUUUGAUAAAAUGGAUGACUCAGCUAGAGCUAUUCUACAUGAAGUUAUGGAACAACAAACAGUAACUAUUGCCAAAGCCGGUAUUGUUGCUACACUUAAUGCACGUACAUCAAUUUUGGCAUCUGCAAAUCCUAUUAAUAGUAGAUAUGAUAAAAAUAAAGCAGUUGUUGAAAAUAUUAAUUUACCACCCUCCUUAUUUUCACGAUUUGAUUUAAUUUAUUUAGUUAUAGAUCAGGCCAACGAAGAGGAGGACAGAAAGCUAGCUACAGUACUUUGUAAAAAUUUUUCUUACAAUCCAGAGGACGAUGAUCAGGAAGAACAAGAGGAAGAUGAACCUGACUAUCUUACACAACAAAGGAAUAGAAAAUCAAAAGGAGCCAGUAGAAAAAAUGAAGAUCAAAAUAAUUAUGAUGAUGAUAAUGAUGAAGAUAUAAGUAAUUACCUUAAUGAAAGUAAUGAUGUACAAAAUAAAAGAGGCAGUUGGGCUAAUGUAAAUAUAUCAUAUGAUGAAUAUAAUAAUAGUUCUAAUAAAAAAACAGCUAAGAAUUAUUUAAUUGAUUCAAAUACAUUAGCGUUAUACAUAGCUUAUUGUCGUAUAACAUGUAAUCCUAUCAUCUCACUUGAAAGUAAAAAAAUUAUUAUUGAUGAAUAUAUAAAAAUGAGAUGUAAAGAAGGUACCAAAUCUCCAACAGCUAGUCCAAGACAACUAGAAGGAUUAGUACGAUUAAGUCAAAGCUUAGCAAAAAUGAAAUUAAAACGUGUAGUAUCACCAGAUGAAGCAAAUGAAGCUGUGCGAUUAAUGAAUAUAGCUACCUUCCAAAGUUUAAUUGAUCCAUUAAGUGGUAGAAUAGAUUUUGAUCAAGUAAACUUAGGACAAACUUCUCAACAUAAGAAAAAAUCAGAUCUUAUAAAAGAUAUUAUUAUGAAUGCUUUAGUUUUAAAAAACAUGACAAAAGAUGAAUUAUUAACACAUUGUAAUGAAACUAUAAUGAACGAUCCAGAACAUACAACAUCUAUGGAUAGAAAAUCGUUUGAAGAAGCUUUUUACGAUCUUGAAAAAUCCCAGGAAAUCACACGAUUGUGUUCAGGAUUAUAUAAGAAAAAGUAA
This is a messenger RNA of Plasmodium gaboni, 3006 nucleotides long. Its product is annotated as DNA replication licensing factor MCM4. NCBI's taxonomy places the organism in Eukaryota, Apicomplexa, Aconoidasida, Haemosporida, Plasmodiidae. Gene Ontology annotation, cellular component: MCM complex; nucleus. Bases 1 to 3006 code for a protein of 1001 amino acids. Gene Ontology annotation, biological process: DNA replication; mitotic DNA replication initiation; double-strand break repair via break-induced replication. The record is from RefSeq and is a predicted model, not a curated record. Gene Ontology annotation, molecular function: single-stranded DNA binding; ATP binding; single-stranded DNA helicase activity. The transcript has a single exon.